Molecule: messenger RNA, 3065 nt
Organism: Vespa velutina
Lineage: Eukaryota; Metazoa; Arthropoda; Insecta; Hymenoptera; Vespidae
Product: triadin-like
Exons: 28
Coding region: 453-2942 (829 amino acids)
Source: RefSeq, a predicted model, not a curated record
GAAUGGGGCAGGGAAGAGGUUGAUAAAGUCCGAGUACAAAGUAUGAAAAAUUUUCGCUCGGAAUAUCAAACGUCGUAAUUUGAUAGAUAGAAAGAGAAAGAAAGAGAAAGAGAAAGAGAGAGAAAGAGAAAGAGAGAGAGAGAGAGGCUGGUCUGGAACACGAGGCCAUCACGCGGCAAACAACUGAAGAUAAUCAAUCGUUCGACCGUAGAACAUCAACGCUACCAAAGGACUAUUUUCUUCGAGAUUAAUAGAUGUUUCAUUUGGAUAUUAUUAUUGGAUAUUAUUAUCUAUCUGUUUGGAUAUGCGCGCGCACGGGUGUCAAAGUAUCUCUCCUCUCGAUUUCGUUUGAUCGUUAUUAUUGAGUAACAGUUCCGACAUCGAACAGAAAUCGCAACGUUUUCAUCGGUCACUGACGUAAGGAUACCGAUCAUAUAUUUGAUCUCGUCACGAUGUCUAAAUCGGGGAUUAAUGUACCGAUCAUGACUCGAUCGAAAAAAGAAGAAACGUUAAACGAUCCAAAAUUAUUGCUUAAUGAAGUAAAAAAUGAAGCUACAAGUAAAGCGAGCAUUGAGAAGGAAAAAGUUGAUGUGCCGGUUGUAAAACAACAAGUACAAUCGGCAAAGGAAAUUAUUAAAACUGAUGUGCAAGUUGAAAAGAGAACGUUGGAACAAUCGGUCGAGAAGAAAGUCGAGAAGAAAUUUGUUAUCGAGAAAUCCACGGACAAAGAUCGAUCAUCCUCAAAAAACGAUGAAUCUUUGAUCCUUGAAAAAAAUAAACCAAAAGAUCCACCUGCUUUGAAGAAAGAUGAAUCUUUGAUCGUCGAAAAAAAUAAACCAAAAGAAGAAAACCGAUCUGUUUUGAAGAAAGAUGAAUGUUCGAUUCUCGAAAAGAAUAAACCAAAAGAUGAAGUUUGCCCUGUUUUAAAGAAAGACGAAAUUGUGAAACCGGAAAAAAAUAAACCAAAAGAUGAAGUUUGCCCUUUUUUAAAGAAAGACGAAAUUGUGAAACCGGAAAAAAAUAAACCAAAAGAUGAAGUUUGCCCUGUUUUAAAGAAAGACGAAAUUGUGAAACCGGAAAAAAAUAAACCAAAAGAUGAAGUUUGCCCUGUUUUAAAGAAAGACGAAAUUGUGAAACCGGAAAAAAAUAAACCAAAAGAUGAAGUUUGCCCUGUUUUAAAGAAAGACGAAAUUGUGAAACCGGAAAAAAAUAAACCAAAAGAUGAAGUUUGCCCUGUUUUAAAGAAAGACGAAAUUGUGAAACCGGAAAAAAAUAAACCAAAAGAUGAAGUUUGCCCUGUUUUAAAGAAAGACGAAAUUGUGAAACCGGAAAAAAAUAAACCAAAAGAUGAAGUUUGCCCUGUUUUGAAGAAAGACGAAAUUGUGAUACCGGAAAAAAAUAAACCAAAAGAAGACAUGCGAUCUUCUUCGAAGAAAGAUGAAUUUGUCACUCUCGAAAAAAAUAAACCAAAAGAAGAAGUUCGAUUUUCUCCGAAGAAAGAUGAAUCUUUGCUCCACGAAAAAAAUAAACCAAAAGAAGAAAAUCCAUCUGCUUUGAAAAAAGAUGAAUCUUUGAUCCUUGAAAAAAAUAAACCAAAAGAAGAAGUAUUAUCUUCUUCGAAGAAAGAUGAAUUAGUAAUCGUCGAAAAAAAUGUACCUAAAGAAGAAGUCCGAUCGAUCCCGAAGAAAGAUGAAUAUUUUUUCCUUGAAACAAAUAAACCAAAAGAAGUUCGAUCUUCUACGAAGAAAGAUGAAUCGUCUGUUCUUGAAAAAAAUAUAGCAAAAGAAGAACUUCGAUCAUCUUUGAAGAAAGAUGAAACUUGUAUCCUCGAAAAAAAUAAACCAAAAGAAGAAGAUCGAUCUUCUUCGAAGAAAGAUGAAUCAUUGAUCCACCAAAAAAAUAUACCGAAAGGAGAAUUGCAAACUUCCUUGAAGAAAGAUGAAUCUUUGUCCCACGAAAAAAAUAAACCAAAGGAAGAAGUUCGAUCAUCCCCGAAGAAAGAUGAAUUUGUGAUCGUCGAGAAAAAUAAAUCAAAAGAAGAUGAUCGAUUUUCUCCGAAGAAAGAGGAAUUGUUUAUCGUCGAAAAAAAUAAAUCAUUUAAACCCUCGAACGUUGCUGUACCAAGAAUACGUCAACCCUAUAUGCCACCGAUAACCAAUGAAUCUCCAAUCGUAUUAUCUACACAUUUAGUACCGUCCUUACCAAUUUCUCUUUUCGAAUUAUUGGCCGAAGUUAUUGAAGUUGCAACAGAAAGGCCUGUUAAUAUUUUAUACGAGCCAAGAUCUAAUAGAAAAGUCCCAAAGAAUAUCACUGAUAUCGCCAUUUUGUCAGCCAAUGAAGAAUGGGAAGAUGGUGAACUUUUGCCAGUAUCUUUCAUAUUUAAACAUCGUCUGAAUAAGGAUAAUUCACCUUUGAUUUAUGCCGACGUUAUCAUUGCUUCAGAUCUCACACCUCAGGUUGAAGAUAUCAUUGAUAUGCGUGGACACAGAUGUGCUUUGCCUGAUAGGUCUAAAAAAGUAGGAGCUACAACACUAUUGUAUAAUUACUUGCAUUCUGUUGGAGAAGGUCCAGCUUUCUUCGGCAACACAUUAGAUGUCGAUUCACAAAUAGCUGUUUUACAAAUGGUCGCCGGUAAACAAGCUGAAGUAGGCGUUUUGGAAGCUCCUGUUAUUGUAUGUCAAAAGGAUACUUUGCCAGGCAUAGAAUCACUUCGUGUAGUUACAAGCUUGGGACCAUUACCGCCUUAUCGCAUUAUGGUUAAUAAAAAUAUAUCUGAUAAUCUUGUAAGGGAAUUAACGUCUUCUCUACUUAAUUGUAAUGAGGAUACAGAACGAUUGGAGAAACUAGCAUCUUUUGGAAUCUUAGGUUUUGCCAUUAAUUCCACAGAUUACUAUGAAUUUAGUGAUGUUAAGUCUGCCAUUAAAAGGGGACCGUAUUAUUGAAUUUAUCUCCCAUUUACAUUGUAUUAAAUAUGAUCUAUACCUUACUACAUUUAUCGUUGGAAAAAAAUAAACACGCAUAUAAAUUUUAUAUUAUAAAAUAAAUAUAACGUUAUAUUAUCAAGA